Sparassis crispa is the source of this 618-nucleotide messenger RNA. Its product is annotated as Vacuolar protein sorting-associated protein. The record is from RefSeq and is a predicted model, not a curated record. Bases 1 to 618 code for a protein of 205 amino acids. The transcript has 7 exons. NCBI's taxonomy places the organism in Eukaryota, Fungi, Basidiomycota, Agaricomycetes, Polyporales, Sparassidaceae. Gene Ontology annotation, biological process: vesicle budding from membrane; late endosome to vacuole transport via multivesicular body sorting pathway. Gene Ontology annotation, cellular component: ESCRT III complex; multivesicular body.
AUGGGUACUAGCCAAUCGCUCCCCAAGAUUACUGCACAGGACAAGGCGAUUCUCGAUCUUAAGUUGCAGCGAGACAAAGUAAGGCAAUACCAGAAGAAGAUCCAAGCUGUCCUCGAACGCGAAUAUGAGAUAGCGAAGCAACACUUGGCUGCUGGGAACAAGGACCGUGCUCUGUUUGCUCUGCGUAAACGCAAGUAUCAGGAGACUCUCUUGCUGAAGACAGAUGGGCAGCUGGAGAAUUUGGAGAGUUUAGUUUCGACCAUCGAAUUUUCUCUGAUACAAGUUUCCGUACUACAUGGGCUGCAACAAGGAAACGAAGUGCUCAAGAAGAUCCACGAAGAAAUGAAUGUAGAGACGGUCGAGAAGCUGUUAGAAGAAACACAGGAAGCAAGAGAGUAUCAAAGGGAAAUUGACGAGAUGCUUGCAAAUAAUCUCACAGUUGAAGAUGAGGAAGCAGUCCAAACAGAGCUGCGGGAACUGCAACGAGAAGCAAUCGGAAAACCCGACAUGCUUCCCGAACUUCCAUCAGCACCUACCGCCGAGCCUGUUGCAGCACCACCUGCAGAGGAAGCAAGCAGGGUUCCACAGAAACGCGAACGCAUACCUGUCGUCGCCUGA